Hermetia illucens (black soldier fly) is the source of this 1297-nucleotide messenger RNA. RefSeq lists its product as uncharacterized. The transcript is spliced from 2 exons. Lineage: Eukaryota; Metazoa; Arthropoda; Insecta; Diptera; Stratiomyidae. Bases 382 to 858 code for a protein of 158 amino acids. The record is from RefSeq and is a predicted model, not a curated record.
GUCAACCACGGCCAAUCGUCGAAAAACUGACACUCGACAAAACGGUACAUCAGGCAGAGAAGUGUUAAGUCGGCAUUACUCUGUCAAAUUCUGAAGCCAAUAAAAAUGUCAAUAUAGGCGGACGUCGUAAUUUAAAUCGGUGAGACGUCUGAAUCUGUGCCGGGCCAAACAUUACAAGACAAACCGCUGGAAAAGUCGAAUUGGUGAACUAACUCAAACUGGAUCCCGAGUCCCGUCAAAAGCACCGUUCCAGCUUUGACAACAAGUAACCUGUUAUUGUUCCGCAGUGCCGUGCAAUAAAAAUUCCAAAGAUUUACAGACCCGUCAGACUCCUAUAGUAGGCAAACUUGGGAAGUGUUGGGUGCAAAGUAGAUUCGUGAAAUGUCUUCGGCAGCCAAUCUUUCAAUGGACGGCGAGUUUCGUUAUAUUGUUCAGUGGUUCAACGAAUGGAGCGAGCUUCAACGGGAAGACUUUCUUCCGAUUUUGGUGGAAUAUCUAACGAAAGACACUCCUGGCGCUUAUGUUAAUGGAAUCGUUUCUGGGCUGGCGGGCGCAGGCUGCGCAGACAAGCCAAUGAGUUUGUUCCAAUGCAGGGUGAAGCUGUUCAGAGAAUGGUCCAGUAAAUGGCCCGAAGAUUUGAAAAUAAAACUCAAAGAAAAGGUUAUCGAACUCGACGAAAAACUAGGCGAAAGGCUGCAGGAUGAGCUUAAGUCUCUAGGCCCGACUCCACUAACGAAUGGAAAUGCUGAGCCAACCGCAGUUGAAGAUUCGGAGGAGCCAGAAGUCGCACCAGUCCAAGAUUCGGUGGCCCCGGCUUUGGACCCGGUGGCUAUCGAAGAAGUCGAACAGAAUGCCUGAAGACGUUACUAACACAUUUUCUACAACGACCGUACGAUUAGGAACAAGUUUUGCGAAACAUUCCACACACAAACCUAAAAUCAUGUUAUCUAGGCCUACCCCGAGGACAUGACCAUUCCAAACGGAAAUUCCGUUUCAAGCGCACACGGACACUAACACAUGUUAUUUUUCACGUAGCUUUAAGGAGAAAGUAAAUUAUUUACUCUUUUACUCAGAACCAACUCUUCCUUGGACGACACUUUUAUAUUUACAAAAUUAUGUAUACACGAGACUCAAGCAACGUUCGAGAUACGAAUCCCUACUGUUUACUGCUGGUGGCAACUAUUUACAUAAACAUUCCUCUAUUUUUCUACUUUGAUAUAUUUGCGUCAUUUGAAUUGUAUUAAGUGAGAAACGGUUAAAAUUAUUGUAAAAGUUGAUAUAAAAUUAAGAAAGUUGA